AUGUCUUGUCCUCAGGUGCCUUUAUCUUCUCGAUCUAUCGGUGCUAAAUCUCUUCAGUUGAAUGGAUUUAGCCAGCGAUUUCUUGGAGCAAGACUUGUCUCCAGAAUUUCCGAGAAAUCUCUUUCAAAUACUGCCUCUAUUUUUGAUGGCAAUGAAUCCACUUCAAAUUCAAAAUUACCACACAACACAGGGCCAUUAUCAGUUUCAGAAAAGGAUACUGAGGCAAUGAAUGGAGUUGAAUACGAAGCAGGGAAUGGAACUAUUCGACUCUGCCCUCUACAUCACGUAGCCUGGAUACAUCGUAGUCUUUUCUGCCGCGGAUUCACUUCUGAAAGCUUUCCAGCAAGGUCUCAAGGUGUCUCGGACAGCAGGUGGCCUCAUCCGGCACGCUUCAUCACCAAACUCGCUUCGCGAUUUGUCUCAUCACACACCGGCGCCCCUUGUCUAGACUCUGAUUUUGAUUUGAAAUUGAGGCUCUGCCUUUUGGGUGUAGUUUCUAUAUAG
Molecule: messenger RNA, 504 nt
Organism: Protopolystoma xenopodis
Lineage: Eukaryota; Metazoa; Platyhelminthes; Monogenea; Polystomatidea; Polystomatidae
Source: the annotation of a GenBank genome assembly